This is a messenger RNA of Ficedula albicollis (Collared flycatcher), 1249 nucleotides long. It is a transcript of the gene EFNB1, whose product is annotated as ephrin B1. The record is from RefSeq and is a predicted model, not a curated record. The transcript is spliced from 4 exons. Gene Ontology annotation, biological process: axon guidance; ephrin receptor signaling pathway. Gene Ontology annotation, cellular component: plasma membrane. Bases 23 to 907 code for a protein of 294 amino acids. Lineage: Eukaryota; Metazoa; Chordata; Aves; Passeriformes; Muscicapidae. Gene Ontology annotation, molecular function: ephrin receptor binding.
UACCCUCCUCUCUUGCAGGUUCAUGACUGGGAAGGGGCUGGUCAUCUACCCAGAGAUUGGGGACAAACUGGACAUUAUCUGCCCCAAGGCGGAGCCGUCCAAGCCUUACGAGUACUACAAGCUGUACCUGGUGCGGAAGGAGCAGGCGGAUGCCUGCAGCACUGUCAUGGACCCCAACGUGCUGGUGACGUGCAACCGGCCCGAGCAGGAGAUCCGCUUCACCAUCAAGUUCCAGGAGUUCAGCCCCAACUACAUGGGCCUGGAAUUCAAGCGGCAGCAGGAUUACUUCAUCACAUCCACUUCCAAUGGCACGCUGGAUGGCCUGGAGAACCGGGAGGGAGGGGUUUGCCAGACACGCUCCAUGAAGAUUGUCAUGAAAGUGGGGCAGGAUCCAAAUGCGGUGAUCCCAGAGCAGCUGACGACGAGUCGGCCGAGCAAGGAGUCGGAUGACACCGUGAAGGUCGUCACGCAGAGCCCGCGCAGCAAGGUCCCGGCGGUGGAGGAGCCUGGCAAGCCAGGCUCCGUCAACCAGGACGGCCAGGAGACCCAAGGUCCCAGCGAUGGCUUCCUGAGCUCCAAGGUGGCCGUGUUCGCCGCCAUCGGCGCCGGCUGCGUCAUCUUCAUCCUCAUCAUCAUCUUCCUCGUCGUGCUCCUGAUCAAGAUCCGCAAGCGGCACCGGAAGCACACGCAGCAGCGAGCCGCAGCCUUGUCCCUCAGCACCUUGGCCAGCCCCAAAUGCAGCGGGAACGCGGGCUCGGAGCCCAGCGACAUCAUCAUCCCCUUACGGACUACAGAGAACAACUACUGCCCGCACUACGAGAAGGUGAGCGGGGACUACGGGCACCCCGUCUACAUCGUGCAGGAGAUGCCCCCGCAGAGCCCAGCCAACAUUUACUACAAGGUGUGAGGAGCAGCCUGGGCAGGGCCGAUGCAGCAGCGCGGGAGCGCCGGGCGCGGGGCUGGCGCCGCAGGGAGGAAGCGACACGUCCCCCUCCCCCCAGGCACGGCGCGGGGAGCGGCGCCGGGAGCGGAGGGCUCAACGCUCACCUGCUGAUUCUCCCCUUUGUAUUUAGUUUUGUAGUUCUCAGCUUUUGUAAUCCCGAGACUCUUGAGGGUGAGCCUUCAGCCUCCUCCUCUUCUUCUCCAGACUGUGGCCGGCCGUGGGGGGCGGGCGCCGUGCCUUUCCGUGCUCGGGACACUGCUGGCAAACCCGGAGACUCCACCUCCCCUUUGUGGUUUGGGAUUUCCC